AUGGCUACCAAAUCACUGCCAGCCCGUGGAGGCACUGACAGCAAGGCCAUUUCUACUGGUGCUCCUAACCAGACGCUUUACUGCACGAAUCUGCCCGACAAGAAGAUUACGAAACAUGAUUUGCGGACCUCACUUUACGCCCUGUUCUCCACAUACGGAACCGUUCUCGACGUCGUAGCCAUGAAAACCGAAAAGAUGCGAGGCCAGGCUCAUAUCGUGUUCAAGGAUGUCCAAGCCAGUACGCAGGCGAUGCGGGCUUUACAAGGAUUUGAGUUCUUUGGGAAACAAAUGAAAAUCGUCUAUGCAAAAGGGUCGUCACACGUCAUUGCUAAGCUACGCGGGACAUACGUUGCGCCAGUUGAUGCUGGCCCAGCUCCAGUGUCGACAGAUCUCCAAAAGUCUAUCUUCAGUGGCCCUCCGGGUGCACUCCCCGCACGACCCGCAGCCGAUACCGGUGCGGAGGGCCACGGUGUGAAGCGAACCCGUGAAGAAAGUGACGAGGAAGCGCCCAUGGACGAGGAUAGCGACGUACCUAUGGAGGCUUCCUCCGACGAGGAGUAG
Messenger RNA from Penicillium bovifimosum, 561 nucleotides. Its product is annotated as U2 snRNP complex subunit MSL1. The record is from RefSeq and is a predicted model, not a curated record. Lineage: Eukaryota; Fungi; Ascomycota; Eurotiomycetes; Eurotiales; Aspergillaceae. Gene Ontology annotation, biological process: mRNA splicing, via spliceosome. The transcript is spliced from 3 exons. Bases 1 to 561 code for a protein of 186 amino acids. Gene Ontology annotation, molecular function: pre-mRNA intronic binding; U12 snRNA binding. Gene Ontology annotation, cellular component: U12-type spliceosomal complex.